Molecule: messenger RNA, 1059 nt
Organism: Ustilaginoidea virens
Lineage: Eukaryota; Fungi; Ascomycota; Sordariomycetes; Hypocreales; Clavicipitaceae
Exons: 3
Coding region: 1-1059 (352 amino acids)
Biological process (GO): endoplasmic reticulum to Golgi vesicle-mediated transport; protein retention in ER lumen
Cellular component (GO): endoplasmic reticulum; cis-Golgi network; membrane
Molecular function (GO): ER lumen protein retrieval receptor activity
Source: RefSeq, a predicted model, not a curated record
AUGGUGUCGUGGAACCUCUUCCGCAUCCUGGGCGAUCUAUCCCACCUCUCCGCCAAGGGUAUCCUCAUCUUUGCAAUCCAUCGAAAUCGAAGCGCCGAAGGCGUCUCUCUGAUCACGCAGGCGCUGUAUGCUCUCGUCUUCUGCACGCGAUAUCUCGACAUCUUCCGAGAAAAGAUACUAUGGAAUUUCCUCUUCAAGAUAAUCUACAUAGUCUCCUCGUUCUACACCAUUGGCCUCAUGCAGUGGGUGUUUCCACGCUCGAGGGAACGCGAGUUGGCGUGGAAGAUGGGUGCCGGCGUCCUGGCCGUCUCGGCGGCGCUGUCGCCCUUCAUGAUGAUGAUUUUUGAGCAACACUGGCGGUUUCGGACAUGGAUGUGGGUGUUUUCCGAGAUCCUCGAAGCCGGCUGCAUUCUUCCGCAGCUUCUCCUGCUCCGGCAGACCACCGUGCCGACCGUCAUCAAUUCCUUCUACCUGCUUGCGCUGGGGUCCUACCGAGCUCUGUACAUCCUCAACUGGUUCGUCCGCGAACUCGACAUGCGCGGCCAGAAGCCGGACGCUGUCGCCGUCAUCUUUGGCUGCAUCCAGACGGCGCUGUACGUCGACUUCGCCUGGGUCUACUACACAAGGCAGCGGGUCAAGCUUCGUGGCGGAGGCGUGGUCGACGCGGAUGAUUUGCGCCGCGGCUGGCUGCUCCGCCGCAUCUUUGGCAAGAAUGCCGAUUCCCACGAUGACGAGGAGAGCGCACCGGCCCUGGGUGGCAACGACGGGAGGGAAAGCCGACGCCCCUCCCGACCGGGCUGGGGUGCUCGCGGUAUCUCUGUCAGCGCCGACGAGGACGUCUUUCACGAUGACCAACACCGCGACGACGAGGGCUUGCAAGAACGCGUCGAUCCAGACGCAAAGAUGCAGGAUCCCGACGAGCUAGCCAAAGCUCUGGACGACGACGACGACGACGGCGACGACGUCGGCGACGAGGAGGGCACUGCCACCGCUUCGUCGUCAAAGCCCAGCAAGAAUGUACCCAAUGGCAUGCGAAGUGGCGACGAAUGGCGAGAGUAG